UAUACCUAUUUCCCCCAACGUCCCCCAAAUAUCUGAAACGUCAAAAAUCAGAGACUCUGCAUCAAUUGUAUGAGGAAAAAGAAUGUUGGUCGCCCAAAUUAAUUCGUUUAUUCUCCGGAGAAUGAGGGCUACUUUGUCCAACAUCUUAGAUUAUGCUGCUGUUUCACUGACAGUCUGAUUAGGACCGAACGACAUAUCUUACUUCCAACUCAUCGAGAUCGUCCCUCGAUUUCUAUCUCAUUUCUUGUACUCUCGAAACUCUAAAAACAUAUGUUGAGAUUAGAAGUCACAGAGGGGAAAGCUUAAUCUAAAAGACACUUGUCAAUUUGACAUGGUGGCUAUUUAUGAGCACAGCAGGUCUGAAACGCACUACAUCCAUCAUAUAUCUCCAUUGCCUCUAAAUAGACCUACACGGGGAACACCCGGAGAUGCGGCAUCGAAGCUGUACAGCAAAGUUAGCCUCAUAUAGUUUGGCAUCAUGACGAUGCCAAUUUUCGUUGCCCCUCGAAUUGGUUCUUCAGGUGCAUAGCCGACUUCACCUGAAAAUCUUCAAGGAAUCAGGACUUACAUACGACCACUCCUCAUGCUUCUAGCUAAGUACCACUUCUAUGCAUGUCAACGGUGCUUCUAAAAACGAUUCUACUACCCCUGUGGGAAAGGUGAAACGGAUCGCUCUUUCUAUGGCCACUCUUAUUUCUUGUUCCUGUAGUAUCUGGUUGACUAACUCCAUAGCCUCACAUCUCGUCUUCAAUUUCAGUGGAGCACUGGAGCUAUAGUGCAAGGGCGCUUUUCUCUCAUUUUUAUACACAAUUGAAGAAUAAGAUUCUUACAUAGCCAUGUUGUCGGGCCUUUCCCCCUGAAUAUUACAUGCUAGAUAUUCUAGUUGCCUCGAAAUGAUGCAUCUUUUUGUGUCUUUUCAUAGGUCUUUGAAACAACUACCAGAAAAACAUGUAUAAAGUCCCUACGCUUCCCUUUUUUCUCUUCCCUCUUCGCAUUCGUACACAGUACGAUCUGUGGUCGCAAUCCCUUGAGAUCUAUCUUAUGAAUACGAUUGAAACUACCAAUCGCCUGCUUCACAUUCUCCCCAAGUUUUUGAAGAACUUCAUCACAAAGUAUCUCUCAUUCAUAUAUCGGUUCUUACAUCAUGUCAUCUAUAUCAUCUCAUAGGCGUGCUAGGACAGGAUCUGCAUCUAGGUAUGUGGUGUCAUAGUGGCAGCAUUAUUUGUCUAUCUUGCUGACUUUUAGAAGCACUGACAGCAAAUCCAGUCAUCGAUCUCAUGGCCGUAACGCCAGCCGCACCCGAGCUCGAAGCUCUGUCGUAAGAAGAGAAGGACCUCGGUAUCCCCAAACAGAACGUGGCUCAAGCCCUCACCCACAAUCCCCUGUCUCAGAUCAUCAAUCACAGCAAGAAGGAUCUUUUGCAAGCAAUAGAGCUAGCUUCGGUGGCUCCAGUCAUGAUUCUAGAUUUAUAUCAGAAAAUGAGUCUGAUGAAUUAGAGACUCAGAGCCACGAAACCUCUUCUCAAUGCUCUUAUUCUCAUUUGGGUUACUUCUCCCAUGACUGCAUGAUGAUAUCACACUACGACAGCCAGCUCACGAUCGAAGAAGACCCCAACGAAGAGUACUAUUCCUACCAAUCAGUUGCUCAACAUGUAACCAGGGGGUUAGCCACAGAGAAUAGCAUACAAGCACCUAACGUCGAAUAUCAUUCACUGCAAGCUUAUUCUCCAGCUACAGAAAUGUGGACUCUGCAGGAAUCUCGAGAUGAAAGGAUACGUCUUGGCCUACCAGGGCGCCAACAAGCCCCUUCAGCCUUCUUUGAGUGCGAUCAGAAAAAUGCGCCCGAGGCAGAUAAUCCCAAUUAAUUUUUGUGCCACUGAUUGAGGUACCCUUCAAAUUAAGGCUUAUGCCAAGCACGUCAGCUCCAAAAUCUUUUCAAGUUUUCGAACGCCAGAGCCUAGUUGGAAGUUCACGUUACUUUCGAUUGCUUUACUUUCUAUUUUCAGUUUGACGAUUUCAUGAAAUGUAACCUUGUCAUUGCAUUUUUUUGUUUCUCUUUUUUCUUCUUUCGUUUCGUUGUGCCAGAAAAGGCUGGAUUUGGACUCUCAAUGGGGUGACGACGCCCACAUCAUUUACGUAUAAGGUUUUACGGCAGUAUGUCUCUGGUCGAUUUCCAAUUGCACCAUCUCCAGCUGAUGAGGAAUUGAGUUUCUCCUCAAUUCUUCACACAUGCAUCAUUCUUGUACAUACAUUAGCUAGAUUGCUCUAUUGCUAUAUUUCCCAUAUCAAUGAACAGCUCUGAGCAUGAGUUUGAUAUAA
Sclerotinia trifoliorum is the source of this 2318-nucleotide messenger RNA. The record is from the annotation of a GenBank genome assembly. NCBI's taxonomy places the organism in Eukaryota, Fungi, Ascomycota, Leotiomycetes, Helotiales, Sclerotiniaceae.